CUUCUAGCUUCAUUGUUUCUUCCUGACAGGAAAUUCAGGCAGCUUUUGCACAAACUCUUUAAAAACAAGGUUCCACUAACCUAUUAAACAGAAAGAGGAUGAAAAAAUUGCCAAACGUUCUGCAUAGAGAGGGAGAAAAAAAUCUUGGAUUAUUUAUAACACCAAGCUCUUUAAGGUCUCUUCACUCUGUCUGCAAACUGCCUGCUGCUUAGAGGCCACUCCAAUAUUUGAUCAAGAGUCUGGGCGGGCACCAAGCUUGGCAAAUUGCAACUUGCACACACAUGGUUUUUAGUACCCAGGAGGAUCACACAGUCAAACACUGAAGCUCUGAAAAAAGGAGUUUCUUGGUAUAGGUAAAACCAAAGUUUGUGGCACAAUGCACUGGGCUUCUGUUUUGAUCCUAGUUGGCUUCUGUGGAAUAUCCUUGAGCCAAUAUGAAGAUCAGUAUGAGGACAUAUUCUGGCUACAGCAAUAUUUACGCAGCCAAUCUUCCUACAGCUAUUCACCAUAUUAUGAAGAUGAGAUUCCCCCCUAUUUUUCUUACUCUUCUGAGCCAGUUGGAUCCUAUGUUGGAGAGCCUGUCCCUGAACCACCUGUUUCUAAGGAAUGCCCUCAAGAAUGUGAAUGCCCCCCUCAUUUCUCUUCUGCCUUGUAUUGUGAUACACGCAAUCUUAAGUAUCUUCCAUUUGUGCCUUCUCGGAUGAAAUAUGCCUACUUCCAGAAUAACCAAAUUGUGGCAAUCCAAGAGGGAGCCUUUGACAAUGCAACCAAGCUCGAGUGGUUAGCACUGCAUGGCAAUCAAAUAACCAGUGAGAAAAUAGGCAAGAGGGUCUUUGCCAAGCUCAAGAAUCUAGAAAGGCUGUACCUUGACCAUAACAACUUGACCAAAGUGCCUCACCCUUUGCCACAGUCACUGAAAGAGCUUCACCUGGCUUAUAAUCAGAUCUCCAAGAUCCCAUCCAAUGCCCUUGAAGGCUUAGAGAACCUCACUGCAUUGUAUCUCAGCAACAACCAUAUCCAAGAGAUAGGAUCAAAUCUCAAAUGGUUAAACUCUCUGAUCCUUGCAGAUCUGAGCUACAAUCAGCUCACAAAAGUUCCUGGUGGGCUUCCAAGCUCCUUAGAGCAACUCUAUUUGGAGCACAAUCACAUAAAUACAGUCCCUGAUGAUUACUUCAAGAUCUCUCCUAAAUUGCUGUAUGUACGAAUGUCUCACAACAUCCUGACAAAUGAAGGUCUCUCCGCAAAUGCUUUCAAUACUAGCAGCAUUCUGGAACUUGACCUCUCUUACAACCAGCUUCAGAAGAUCCCACGAGUCAGUACAAGCCUUGAAAAUCUUUAUCUUCAAGGGAACAAAAUAAAUGAAUUCACCAUCAAGAGUUUUUGCAGCUUUGUAGACAUCAUGAAUUUUUCCAAGCUACAAGUCUUGAGGCUGGAUGGGAAUGAGAUCCGUCGCAAUCAUUUGCCCUCAGAUGCUCCACUAUGCCUGCGGUGGGCCAAUGUCAUAGACAUUUAACUAUUUCACUUGUUUCUUUCCUUAGAUCGCCUCCAUCAUAUGAACAAGGCCAAAUACCUCCUGAAAUCCUAUGGCACAAUGAGGAUUCUUCCUCACUUUUAUUACUGCUUCAUUUGACUGAGCUUCCUCAGUGGUAUAAUGUAAGAAGGAUUGGUAACCUGAUCACAGAGGUGUUGUUUAUAAUAGUCAAUUCGGUAACAACAAAUAGGCCAUCCAAAUCUUUGCUUACCUCUUUCCCACUUUGUCUCUACCAUACUAUCCUGUCUUCAGCAAUCACUUACCCAGUUUUCAUGACAUGCUGUUGGGUAGUGCUCAUUCUCUUUGGUGAGCAGUACAGAAGUCUUUUUCUUUACAAGUGUUUCAUGUGUGUAGCAUUAGAAAUUCAAUGCCAGCUGGGAUAACUUUGGGAUUUAGUUUUCCAUGUGGGUGGACAGCAAUGAAAAAGUACUGUAGCAUAUAUGCAGUGGGAGUGGAUAAGACUAAAUCCAAGCAAAAUGAAAACAGAUUAAAGCACGGGUGUCAAACUCACCGCGUCAAGUGACCUGUCAUGAUCUAUCGUGACUUUUUUUGUAUUCCGGUACUGGGGUGGGCGUGGCUUCCACAUGAUGCAACUGGUCCAGCAAUUUUAUACCCCUGGAUUAAAGGGUUGGCCACCCAACAAGGAACAAUUAGAAAGAUGCAUUAGGCAAACAGAAAAAAAAAAAAACAAAGCCAAGAGAGAAAUCAAUAACAAGUUAGUUGACAGUAUAAUUCUCCAGGUUUUAGUUGCCAGCUAAGUAGCAUCAUUUUGUUUAUUCUUCUUUCUUUUCCAUUAGUUUUAACAUACACAAUACAACAACACACAUUACCAGUGGGGAAUCAAAACUCCAACAAGCUUAGCAACACAUAAAAAUUGCAUGUUGAGCUAAUCCUGAUGCUAUACAGCAAAUGUCACCAUUAUGUUUCCAAACCCUAAUAGAUGCUUGUCAUUUAUAAUAGUCAUAAUUUAGCCCCUAGAAAGACACAAAUAUAGUUUUGCACUUAAAUAGUUUCAGUAAGACCCUUUCUCUCCAUUUUUUUUCCAUUCUUACUUUGCUCUAAUGCUCCCAUUUAAUCUCUUAAUGUUCUGCAGUCAGUGCUGUUGUAGCAGAAGGACUUUAAGUAAUAUUUCCGCCUCCAAUUGCACUUAGAGAGAUUAAAAGAAGUAACAGAGACGUCAAACCUAACAUUUUCACACAGUUUGAUGGCAGCCUUAUAGCAAUAGAAAAGCUUCAUUCAUAUCACAUCCCGGAGGGGUGGAGAGAAAGAGUAUCCUUUUCAUUUUCAGGAGAAAAGAACAUUUUACUAUGUAAACUUCUGAUGGCAUUGAGCCCCAUUUGAGGCUUCCUACAACCUACAAUCCUACAACCACCAGGUUUUUUUUUUUCCUUUCUUCUGUUAUAGUGCAAUGCAAUUCAUUACUCAAUGCUUUCAGCAUGCGUAUUUUAUAUUCCUUUCCAUGUGCUGCUUGAGUGCAUAUAAACAAUGCUACUGUUUGAAGGCAUGUUUCUAAAUAGUAAUAAAAUGCAAUGAGAACCAUAGGCAUUAAAAUGGUUGGUAAGAUUCAGUAUCAUACAAGCAAGAUGUUUAGUCAGCAUAUAAUGAAGAAUUGAGCGUUUUAGGCUUGUACUACUCUGUAUGUUCCCAUUUCAGCACAAUAAUCCAAUAAAAGGUGCAUCCUAAAUCCUUGUUAUAAUAGCAUUGCUUUCUUGGUUCCUGUAAGUCUAAUUACAUUUGCUGUAAUUUGUUUGCUUGACUGUAGAAUUGCCUGUGUUAAAUUUCAUGCAAAUCAUAGUACAGUACCAGCUACUGCCAUAAGAAUCUAUGGUGCUUUCAUCUAUCAUCCAUUGAGUUCUUUCAUUUCUAUAAAAUUCAUGGAGGGAAAAACAAGAACAAGGAAAAAAUAGGUCUUGGGAGAUUCUGAGACACUCAAAAUACCAUCAAAACCUUUUUGUAUGUGUAAAAUGCAUGCUGACAAUAUUUUAAAAAUGUAGAUGCAUGAACUGUAGAUACCAUUAUUGCUCAAUAAAAUCCUUUUUAUAAUUGCA
This is a messenger RNA of Crotalus tigris (Tiger rattlesnake), 3579 nucleotides long. RefSeq names its product fibromodulin (gene FMOD). Bases 377 to 1513 code for a protein of 378 amino acids. Gene Ontology annotation, molecular function: protein binding. NCBI's taxonomy places the organism in Eukaryota, Metazoa, Chordata, Lepidosauria, Squamata, Viperidae. The transcript is spliced from 3 exons. The record is from RefSeq and is a predicted model, not a curated record.